Messenger RNA from Parasteatoda tepidariorum (common house spider), 811 nucleotides. RefSeq names its product ASNSD1 upstream open reading frame protein. The record is from RefSeq and is a predicted model, not a curated record. NCBI's taxonomy places the organism in Eukaryota, Metazoa, Arthropoda, Arachnida, Araneae, Theridiidae.
UUUUUAUAAAAAAAUUAUCAAAUGGCAGGUUUCUAACUGUAGUAAUCUGUCAUUUUUUUUAAAUUUUACAUUCUUCGGGAAAGUUUUGUUAUGCGAAGCUCAAGAUAUUUACCAGUGUUGCUAUUACAAAAUGCACUUUUAUUUAUUGAUAUCCUUUUGAAUGCUUUCGGUGAUUUCGGUAGAUCUGAAUUUGUUAUUUUACUUGUGCUAUCAGUUGUUCAAGACAUAGGAAUCAUAUGCAAUGUCAUAAUUUUAUUUUUGAUGUUUGCUAACACAUACGUAUUUCGUGCUGGGUUGUUAGGAAUACUGAUUUCUAGAUAUCGUUUUACAUUAAUUACAUGUUUCGUUUACCUGGCAAUAACAAUAGCUUGGCAUUUUUGGAACCUUAAACUCAUUUGGGAUAAUCCAUAUGCGUAUAACUGGACUACAUAUUUGCUUGUUUUGUUUAUAUUACAAAAAAGUUGUGCAGUAUUUUAUUACUACUUUUAUAAAAGAACUUCUCUGCUAAUUGUUGACCCAUGUUUUUAUGACGACAGUGAGUGGCUAAAAUUGAAAAUUUCUAAAGAACAAAGAGCAUGAACUUGAAACAAUUCUACAUGAACUAAAUACAAUCAAACCAAAUGCUAAAGUUUAUAGACAACUUCCCAAUUCAAAUAUAUUCUUCAGAGCUAAAGUAGACACAAUAAAAUCAGAAACCCAUAAUGAGUUGGAUAAACUACUCAAGAAAGAAGACAAAUGAUACUUUCAUAACAAUUUUAUGAUGUAUAUAUUUUUGCAUUGUUACAAAUAAAGACAUCAUCUUUUUAUAAAA